This is a messenger RNA of Poeciliopsis prolifica (blackstripe livebearer), 1492 nucleotides long. Its product is annotated as keratin, type I cytoskeletal 18-like. Lineage: Eukaryota; Metazoa; Chordata; Actinopteri; Cyprinodontiformes; Poeciliidae. Gene Ontology annotation, molecular function: structural molecule activity. Bases 46 to 1341 code for a protein of 431 amino acids. The transcript has 8 exons. The record is from RefSeq and is a predicted model, not a curated record.
CUCAUCAGCGUUCAGCCAGUUCUUUGUCAUCCAUCAUAAGCAAACAUGCCUCGCAACAGCAGCGCCAGCGUGUUCGGAGGAGCCGGGGGGAGGGGCGUCAAGGCGUCCGUGUCCAGCCUUGACGGACUCCGCAAAGUCCUCCGCAAUGACCGCAACGAGACGGAGAGAGACUCCCCUCUGGUCACUCCCACCGCCGCCCCGGUCACCGCUUCCCAGCCCAAUGGCAGUCCUGCCCCCACCUCGCUCCCAGAGGACAACAAGCAGCAGCUGCAGACCCUGAACAACCGCCUGAAGAACUUCCUGGACAAGGUGCAGCAGCUGAAGGAGGACAACAGCAAGCUGCAGGAAGAAAUCGAUUACAUUCUGGCCAAGAGGAAGGCUCCUGAGGGCAGAAACUGGGAUGAAAUCCAGAAACCACAGGAUGAGCUUGACAAGGAGAUCAAGGAACUCACCUUGGAAAAUGCCAAGCUGUUGCUCCAGAUUGACAACUCCAAGCUGGCCCUGAAUGACUUCAACAACAAGUUGGACGAUGAGUCCAAGAUGAAGAAGGAGUUGGAAAGAGACAUAGACAAUCUGAAAAAGGACAUCGAGGAGACCAAGCAGACCCGAGAACAGCUGCAGGAGGAGACGGAACUGGUCAAGGAAGAGGUGAAACGCCUUGAGACCGACCACAAGAAGGAUGUUGACGAGCUUCGUGAGAAGAUCAAGAACUCGGAGGUGACGGUGGAGAUUGACUCCCAGGACUCCAACUUGGCUGACAUUGUCAAAAACAUACGGCACCAUUACAAAAAGCUGGCUGACAGAAACAUGAAGGAGACAGAGGAAUGGUACAAGGACAAGUUUGAGAACAUCCAGGUGAAGGAGGCCCAGAACAACGAGGCUUUGGAGUCUGGAAAGACAGAGUACAACAAGCUGCUGAAGGAGAAGAAAAGCCUGGAAAUGCAGAUUCAGGCUAGCCUCGGCACGAUCAAGGCUUUGGAGAACAAUCUGAACAAAGUCAAGGGUGAGAACAACAACCGACUGAUCCCCCUCAACAGAGUCAUAGUCAACCUGCAGAACGAGCUGAAGGAAGUGAGGGGUCAGGUGGAGCAGAAGGUGGAGAGCUACAAAAAGCUGAUGGGCAUCAAGAUGAAGCUGGAGAAAGAAAUCCAAGAGUACGGCAAGCUGAUGGCCGUAAUGACUGAUAAGGAGAGCAUGGAGUUUAAUAUAGCGGAUGCAUUGGCACGGGAACCCCCAAAUCCUAAUAAGCAGGGCAAGGAAGGGCUGGAUGACGUCCGCGUCCCCAAUACCCAGUCCAAAGCGUCCAACAUUCAUCGUCCUGAAGUGCUUGUGGAAGAUUGAUGCUUUAAAAGCGGCUCUGAUCUGUUUUGUUUCUGUCACUCGGUAAAAGAAAAAUGAUCGGUGUUUUCAAAGCUGCGUAAUCAGUGUGGGGCUUCUUCAAACGUGUCCUCUGUGGUGUGAGCAAAAAUAAAAUUGGUUUUCAAUGCAGAAA